UCAAAAUCAUAAUAUGAAGAGAAAACGCUAGUGCUAAGAACCGCUGAAUUUAGUCAGUAUUUUUUAUAUUGAAGGUUAUUACAGCUAUAUUUUCAAAUGGAUCUGAAAAAUGAAAUUGUGUGUUGUUUUAAAUUCAUGAAUUUGAUUUUAGAGCCUAAAGUUUUAGAUAAAUGUGAAUACUUGUGUAAAAAAUACGAUGUUGAGCCCGAGGAAUUCUGCAAUAUUUGGUGUGCCUUUGCUGCAUCAGCAAUGUGUACAGAUGCACCUACUUUACAGCAGUUAGAGCAGGUCGAAAGGAGAGAAUUACAAAAAUUAAAUAACUCAUGUCCUAAAACUCCCAAAAGUAAUAGAGUUGAGAACAGAAAAAAUGAGGAGAAAGAAAUCAAAGAUGGAGAGAACCUUCUUGGGUCAGAUGAGAGUUGCUCGAAAAAUGAUGUUCCAAUAAUAAAUGAAGAAUAUUCAAGUAAUCUUUCCGAUAAAGAAUUUCUGGAUGAUUUCAUUGAUAGUCAGUUAAACAGCACAAAAGUUACAACGAAAUACACUGAUAGACAAAAUGCGCUCCAUCCCAAGCUGAAAGUUGGAAAAAAUGAAGAAUUUUCAAUUACCUCUGAAAACAUAGUGAAUAUUUCAUUAUUGAAUGAAGAAAAACCGCUGAGCAGUGAAGCUAAAUAUAUGUAUGAAGUAUUGGGGCAGAAAAUCAGUUGUAUGAAUAGUAUUGCUAAUUGGCUUGGAACUACUAUUGCUAAAAAAAAUAACUGUAUGGUGUUAAACGAAGUUAAUACAAAAAAUUAUAUAGGUCCAAUUGUCACUUAUGGCAGAAUUUUUAAUGAUGGUAAAGGGCAACUCGAUAUGCAUUCGAUAAUGCUAGAAGGGACCGCUGAAUUAAAUUCAGGUCAAUGUGUGCAUUUAAACAUCGAUAAAGUGCAUGAUAAGGCUAUAUUUCCUGGACAAGUAGUUGUUGUAAAAGGAAAGAUGUUGAGUGGCGACAAAUUGAUUGCUGAAAGUUUAUACACUGAUGCCAUUGGUGAUUUAUCCCUUGAACCUGCUGUAACAGAAGAUCCUCUACGAAUAAUAGCAGCUGCUGGGCCUUUUACACUCGAUGAAAAUUUGGAUUAUGAUCCAAUGAGAGAUCUUCUAGAAUAUGUAUCAACAAAUAAGCCUCAUGUGCUGAUUUUAAUGGGACCUUUCAUAGAUGAAAAUCAUCCUAUAAUAUCAAAAGGGGAUAUUGCUGUGAGAUAUGAUGCUUUCUUUGAAAACCUUAUUGAGAGCAUAUCUGCUGCUUUGGAAGACACAAAUAUUCAAAUAGUUGUGAUAUCUUCCAUGAAAGAUGUACAUCAUCAUAAGGUGUAUCCAACACCUCCAUAUAAACUUAGAGAAAAUUAUCCCAAUAUUAAAUAUUUUCCUGAUCCAUGUCUAUUCAAAAUCAAUGACUUGAUAUUGGGUGCUACAACAACUGACAUUAUGUAUCAUAUUGCCAAGGAAGAAGUUGUUACAAUGAAAAAAAGCGAUACCUUAUCUCGUUUACCUGCCCACAUUUUACAACAACGUUGCUUUUAUCCCUUGUAUCCACCAAAUAGUGAAGUGAACGUUAGCUAUCAAUUUCUGGAAUCCUAUGGAAUGAUGGAAAGGUUACCACAUGUUUUAUUAUUACCGUCAAAAUUCAAGACUUUUGCUAAGAAUAUCCAAGGAUGUGUGGUAUUGAAUCCUGAAAGACUAACUAAAGGAAAUAUAGGGGGAGCAUUUGCUGAUUUAUCUAUUUCACCAGGUCAGACUCCUACUGCAGAAAGAUUGAAUUGUAAAAUAUUGAAUAUUUAAGUACAAAUUGAUUUGUGAUAAGUAUUUAUGAUAUACUCAUUAGAUCAUGUUUUUAAAUAAUA
Harmonia axyridis is the source of this 1877-nucleotide messenger RNA. It is a transcript of the gene DNApol-alpha73, whose product is annotated as DNA polymerase alpha subunit B. Gene Ontology annotation, cellular component: alpha DNA polymerase:primase complex. NCBI's taxonomy places the organism in Eukaryota, Metazoa, Arthropoda, Insecta, Coleoptera, Coccinellidae. Bases 97 to 1815 code for a protein of 572 amino acids. The record is from RefSeq and is a predicted model, not a curated record. Gene Ontology annotation, biological process: DNA replication initiation; DNA replication. The transcript has 9 exons. Gene Ontology annotation, molecular function: DNA binding.